AUGGUGGUUAAUUCAUUUCUGUUAACCAGAGAUAAUCUUGCAAAAGCUAACAUUCAGAUAUCUAGUUUUCUUUGUCCUGUCUGUGAUGAGCAUUUGGAGAGCCAUCAACAUCUUUUUUUCGACUGCUGUUUAUCCAUGAAGGUGCUGGGUUUUAUCUUCACCUGGAUUGGGUUUCCUGCCUGGUCUUCUAAGUUUUCGGCUUGCACAGUUAGUGUUAGUGCUGGGAAUAAUAAUAGAUUUAGUCUCACUUUGAAUAUGAUUCUUGCUGCUGUGGUUUAUAGUAUUUGGAGGAAUAGGAAUAGGUGCUUAUUUGAUGGUUAUUCACUGUCAACGUAUUGUAUAGCCAAAGAGAUUAUUACUUUAGUGAAAUAUAGAAUGUAUAUGGUUCAGAUUAGGAAAGAUGGCCCUCUUUUCAAGCUUUUCUUGAAGAAGCUCCAAUUGUAUGUAAUUUGA
Molecule: messenger RNA, 453 nt
Organism: Humulus lupulus (European hop)
Lineage: Eukaryota; Viridiplantae; Streptophyta; Magnoliopsida; Rosales; Cannabaceae
Exons: 1
Coding region: 1-453 (150 amino acids)
Source: RefSeq, a predicted model, not a curated record